Lagopus leucura (white-tailed ptarmigan) is the source of this 2147-nucleotide messenger RNA. RefSeq names its product G protein-coupled receptor 50 (gene GPR50). Gene Ontology annotation, biological process: G protein-coupled receptor signaling pathway. Gene Ontology annotation, cellular component: membrane. NCBI's taxonomy places the organism in Eukaryota, Metazoa, Chordata, Aves, Galliformes, Phasianidae. The transcript has 3 exons. The record is from RefSeq and is a predicted model, not a curated record. The annotation marks the transcript as partial. Gene Ontology annotation, molecular function: melatonin receptor activity.
GCGGCGCGAGCGGCCAGCGGCUUGGCGGCCGUGCUGAUCGUCACCAUCGUGGUGGACGUGCUGGGCAACGCGCUGGUCAUCCUCUCGGUGCUGAGGAACAAGAAGCUCCGCAACGCCGGCAACAUCUUUGUCGUCAGCUUGUCUGUCGCAGACUUGGUAGUGGCAGUGUAUCCAUAUCCUCUGAUCUUGAGUGCCAUUUUCCAUAAUGGAUGGACUAUGGGAAACGUUCACUGCCAGAUCAGUGGGUUCCUGAUGGGCUUGAGCGUCAUCGGGUCGAUUUUCAACAUCACUGCAAUUGCGAUCAACCGCUACUGCUACAUCUGCCACAGCCUUCGGUAUGAUAAGCUCUUCAACCUGAAGAACACCUGCUGCUAUAUCUGCCUGACCUGGACGCUCACAGUGGUGGCCAUUGUGCCAAACUUCUUUGUUGGCUCCUUGCAGUACGACCCCCGGAUUUACUCUUGCACCUUUGCCCAGACGGUGAGCACAUCGUACACUAUCACAGUGGUGGUCGUCCACUUCAUUGUCCCGCUGUCCAUCGUGACUUUUUGCUACCUUCGGAUCUGGAUUUUGGUGAUUCAGGUCAAACACCGGGUGAGACAAGACUGUAAGCAGAAGCUCAGAGCUGCCGACAUCCGGAAUUUCUUGACUAUGUUUGUGGUUUUUGUCCUUUUUGCUGUGUGCUGGGGACCAUUAAACUUUAUCGGCCUUGCUGUUUCAAUUAAUCCUUCCAAAGUGCAGCCACACAUUCCAGAGUGGCUUUUUGUCCUAAGCUAUUUUAUGGCCUAUUUUAACAGCUGCCUCAAUGCUGUGAUCUAUGGGCUGCUUAAUCAGAAUUUCCGAAAGGAGUACAAAAGGAUUCUGCUGAUGCUUCGGACUCCCAGGCUGCUCUUCAUCGAUGUGUCCAAGGGUGGGACGGAAGGGCUGAAAAGCAAGCCAUCCCCAGCCGUAACAAACAACAACCAAGCUGAAAUACACUUGCUCCAAGGUAACAGCCAGCAAGCACUGAACCAAACCGAGUAAGCCAAAGAGCUCCCGGCAGGCAGGUGACGGAUCCUCUGCUGGCGCCUCGUAGGACGAGGAGCAGGAGGAGCACCACAGGCAUCUCCUGGAGACUCACAGGGUUACUGCUGAAGUGAACUAUGCAAAGCGAUGGGGCCUCUGCUUCCCUCCUGCGUAGUUCUGAGCGCAGAUCCUGCACAGGGCUUGCAGGGACAGGCUGGGUGAGGUGGGUCCCUGUGCCCCCAGCACGGGGACGGGCGCUGCGAUGGGCUGCAGCGCCUUGGCGGCACCAGGAGCUCACCCUGGCACAACCCCGUCAGGGCAGCACGCCGUCCCAGCAGGAGGGUUCUGCCACCACGGAUGGUUCCUGAGUGAAGCCCUGCUGGGGGUGGGUGUCCUCAGUGCCCAGCAGACAAAGCAGGGAACGUGGCUUCAAACAGAAAACACUGUGCCAUUUGCUAGCACUUUGAUAUAGAGACAGUACUUAGGAUAGGAUAGAUUUUUAUACUGAGUUAUUUUAAGACUGCCCAAGCAGCUCCUUAUUUUUAUGUUAAAAAACGGUUAACAGGGUACAGAGAGUUUAUUUUGUUAACAUUUGUUUACAGAAGAAUGGAAGUGUUUCUUAUACCGGGAAUCCUAAGCAGAGUCUGCUUCCCUGUGAGAAUCUAGCUUUAAUCAGAUUUGAGCUUUCAAGGAGAUCCAACAGCUUAACAUGUGCUCUGCUGGUUCCACCUGUUGUGUAGCUGACCUUGUGCUUCAGAAAUAGGGCUGACCUCUCCUAGGAACAGGGUUGACAUCACUUGCUCUGGAUUUGGCGUGGUGGCGUUGAAUAGAGCCUGGCCCCAGGUCCUGAAAUAGUCAUGAACUCCCAGAGAGACAGUGUGGUCAUGAAGGAAGAUGAAUCUCCUGCCACAAAGAAAUACUUUGGCAUGUUGGUAACAAAUGUUGUUUAAUCCAUAUAAGAGGAAUGUAACUGGUAUAUUUAUAUAUGAAUAUAUAUUGCAUAUGCUGUUUCUCCUUUAUCAGUUGAUUAAGAAAUUUUCAAUAUACUUCCUACUGCAAUUGUUUGUUCAUAAAGUAGAUUUGUUCCCUUUACCUGUUAAGGCUGUAAUGAAUUUCCCUUUGGACUGUUUAUUGAUAUUUUU